Drosophila willistoni is the source of this 1248-nucleotide messenger RNA. RefSeq lists its product as uncharacterized. The coding region runs from base 1 to 1248 and encodes 415 amino acids. The record is from RefSeq and is a predicted model, not a curated record. Lineage: Eukaryota; Metazoa; Arthropoda; Insecta; Diptera; Drosophilidae. The transcript is spliced from 2 exons.
AUGCGCAUCCUUGAUGAGUCAGAGAAGACAAGUGCACCGAAAGAACACAUGUUCUAUAUGUCUCACCAUCCGGUUAUUGCUGCCAAGAUUCUAUUGGAAGAUUUCUAUGUGGACGAUGUCCUGACCGGAGCAAACACGGAAGACCCACUUAUACGUAACAAGGAUGAACUUAUUCAACUAUUAAGUGGCGCACAGCUGGAGCUUGGGAAAUGGGUAUUCAAUACCCACGGAAUCGGUCCUUUAGAAAAGGCAGCAGCGACAAGUGUGACUAGAGAUGCCUCCUCCGUCAAGGUAUUAGGAAUACAUUGGGAACCAAAGUCUGACAUCUUCACAUAUGGUAUAAGGCUGAGCGAAUGCACAGAAAGUUCAAAAAGACAAGUAUUAUCAGACGUAUCAUGCAUAUUUGACCAGCUUGGUCUACUGGCGCCGGUCAUUGUUCAAUUCAAGAUCCUUUUCCAAGAGCUCUGGCUUCUUAAUCUAGAUUGGGAUUCACCGCUUCCAACUAUGCUGGCAGACCGAUGGCGUAAGUAUCGCGAAGACAUUAACAACAUAAGGCAGUUAAAGAUACGGCGUCAUAUUGGGUAUGUCGGCAAACGAAUAGAGUUACACGCCUUCUCAGACGCCUCAAUAAAAGCAUACGCAGCAGUCGUAUACUCUCGGAUCGUGAACCAGGAUAGCAGCAUAGAGGUUUCACUGAUUGCGGCGAAAACACGGGUCGCUCCACUUAAGCAGCAAUCGCUCCCUCGUUUGGAAUUAUGUGUCGCACUUCUGCUAAGUCGGCUGAUCGCAUCAAUUAAAUUAGCUUGGAAGGAUCUAGAAAGCACCGUAUAUGCUUGGUGUGAUUCGACAAUUGUGUUGGCAUGGCUGAAUCACUUGCCAGCUAGUUUGAAGACGUUCAUUGGCAAUCGUACUGCCGAAAUAUUGGAAGUAAUACCAAGGGACUCGUGGCGCUAUGUUAAUACCAAGCAGAUCCCCGCAGACUGCGCUUCUAGAGGAAUGCUGGCUGAGGACUUACUCCAGUUUACUCUCUGGUGGAAGGGUCCCGACUGGCUGGCUGAGACACAUCUUAACUUAGGUAACGAAGAUGAUAUACAAUUCUCUAACUUAAUUUCAGAUGACGAGUACCGAAAAGAGCUGACGGCUACAGUAUUAGUUACUCUCGCGGAAACCAUGAACAAGUCAUCUUCCGUCGAAGAACUUAUUGGUCGUGUUUCUUCCUGGCCUAGACUUGUGCGCAUUGUGGCAUAG